AUGGCAGUAGAGUCAAGUGCAUCAUCCCCCACCAUUGCUCCUCUACAAGAUAGAGUAGCAAUAGUCACCGGCGCCUCUCGUGGGAUCGGUAAAGAAAUCGCUCUCCAUCUCGCUUCGCUCGGUGCAAAAGUUAUAGUCAAUUACACAUCAAAUCCAACACUUGCACAACAGGUUGUAACUCAGAUUAAUAGCUCUCAUGGGACUGAUCAAACCCGAGCUUUUGCAGUUCGAGCAGAUGUGUCUGAUCAAGCCCAAGUCGAGGCACUUUUCGAUGCAGCAGAACAAGCAUUCUGCGCACAACCCAAUAUUGUCGUAACCACAGCCGGGAUUCUUGAUCCUACAUACCCAUCUAUAGCUGAGACUACACUUGAAGGGUUUGAUAACAUGAUUAGUGUGAAUGUCAGAGGGACGUUUUUGUGUAUACAGGCUGCGGCUAAGCGGGUGAAACGAGGAGGGGGUGGAAGGAUUGUGACGUUCUCGUCUUCAUUGACGGGUGUUUUUCGACCUGGGUAUGGAGUGUACACGGCUUCUAAGGCGGCUGUUGAGGCUAUGACGAAGAUUUUGGCAAAGGAACUUAAGGGGACACGGAUUACUGCUAAUUGUGUUGCACCAGGUCCGAUUGCGACAGAGCUGUUUUUAGCUGGUGCGGACGAGAAGCGUAUACAAGGAGCUAUUGAUGCUUCACCGAUGCAACGCCUUGGCGAGCCUAAGGAUGUUGCACCGCUUGUCGGGUUCUUGGCGGGUGAUAGUGCUGAAUGGGUUAACGGACAGAUCAUUAGAGUAAAUGGUGGGUUUGUGUAGGCAGCUUGGAAAUGUCUUCUGGGUAGUUUAUACAAAUAAAUUUGUUAUGUUUCAAUACAAGUGUAUGUGUAUCCAUUUAAUCCUUGAAUGUUAAGGCUCUGAGAUAAGUUUAAUACCAUAAGAAAACAAGGCAACUCGAUCAAUUUGAAGCUAAUAAGCUCGCCUAGCAUGCCAAGGUUAGCAUCUUGGGCGGAUUAUGCGUCUUAAAACAGAUGGGAGAUGGGCGGACAAAAAAUUACAUGUCUUAUAACACAUGGGUGAAAUAAUUCCUUAAAGCGGGUACUUGAAAACGCGUUAUAAUACCUAAACACUAGCACUUUAGAGCGUUUUUUAGUCAUUGCUUCGGAAGCCCAUUUGAUGAAAACCCACCAUAUCUAUUUUCUUAGUAUCUUAUGACGCCCUGCACCUUUAAAAACUAAGAUUGUCAUAUAUUCUCUUAGUUCCUUUGAGAUUGCUACUGAUAGUCACAUGUUAUGUAUUAGUAGAGGGAGAAGGUGCAUUGGUGUAAGGACAAAACACAAGUUCUAAUAACAAUACAAUUGAACAACUAGUAGGAGUAAAAAUCUUUGGAUAACAUCAACAAGCAACUAAAACACACACCUAAAUUACUACAAUUAAUUUCAUCCAAGAUAUCUUUAUACAAUGUUAUUAAUUUAUUCACUUGUAACAAAGUACAAGAAAUUCGGGCAUAAUACCUUUUCGAACCAUGAUUAAUAGUUUCUAGAGGCGAAAUAUAAUGAUUAAACCUUGAUCAUAGCUUAUACGGGUGAGAUGAAAUGAUUGAUGAUGAUGCAAGUAUAAAACCCACAUAUACUUGAUCAAUUUCACAUCAAUAAAAAUCCCCAAAUUAUUGGGAAAUUAAAUAUAACCACCAUUAACCCUAAUAAUCUGACCAUUAACCCAUUCACCACCAUCACUAACCAAAAACCCAACAACAGGAGCAACAUCCUCCACCUUCCCUAAUCUCUUUAAUGGACUCUCAUCAAUGGCCCUUUGCACCAUUUCUUCUGUCUUACCUGCAUAAAACAUCUCUGUAGCAAUCGGUCCAGGCGCUACCGCAUUCACAGUUAUCCCACUUCCUUUCAAUUCCUUCGCCAGUAUCUUCGUCAUGGCUUCCACGGCCGCUUUUGAUGCCGUAUAAGCUCCAAAUUUCUCCCUAAAACCUGCCGCCAAUGACGAGGAUAUAGUCACUAUUCGCCCUCCUCCAC
This is a messenger RNA of Amaranthus tricolor (Joseph's coat), 2009 nucleotides long. Its product is annotated as NADPH-dependent aldehyde reductase-like protein, chloroplastic. The coding region runs from base 1 to 801 and encodes 266 amino acids. Gene Ontology annotation, molecular function: oxidoreductase activity. Lineage: Eukaryota; Viridiplantae; Streptophyta; Magnoliopsida; Caryophyllales; Amaranthaceae. The transcript has a single exon. The record is from RefSeq and is a predicted model, not a curated record.